AUGUCUGGGGAGAUAAACAAUACCUUUGACCUCGCCGAGAUAGAUAAAGACCCACUUAGUAAAUGGGAAGAAACAUCUGACUCAUCGGAGGAAUUGAAUGGACUUUUAUUGCACGAUGAUCCUGGUGCAGUACUGGCUGAUGGGACACAACAAAUUGUAUCCUUACUGAAGUCUGCGUCGGCUCUUCGAGAGCUGGACCUAUCUGCCCGGCAGACGCCGGUAGGUGGGAAGUUGAAUAGUUACGACCGGAUCUUUGAGAGCAUCGCCCAUGAAGUCCACUUGCCGAGGCUUGAAAAAUGUGCACUGUUAGGAUUCAUGGCGAAAGGGGAGUCAAUUCUACUCUUUCUCCAGAAAUAUCCCAGCCUCCACUCUUUCACGUGGCAAGAGUGUCGUUUGACCACUGGCUCAUGGACACCGAUCGUUCCUCAUCUGGACCAGUCGAUGCCAGAGCUAGAGAACCUCAACCUCUCGACCCUAUGUGGAAAGCAUCUGCAGAAUUUCGAGUAUGCACCAAGUGUUGCUCCCGUCGGUUCAAAUACGACAGAGCAACAGCAAGAGGAGGCCAAGCUGGAAGUCGAUGGGUUGGUGAAUCUGCAACUAGUUUGGGAAACUGAUCACCCACCGCGUUGGACAAGCUUCUCAGCUCAUGGAGGAAAGUAUGUGCACACCAGGGGGUUUACCCGUGAAGAAUUAAAGAAAGGGCUUGUUUUCGAGCCGCUACGACGGGAUAGAGGACGAGCUGAAGGCUCUAUGGAGCUUAUGUUGUGGAGGAAGACUCGGAAUACGUUUUAUAAACCUCCAUAA
Messenger RNA from Aspergillus pseudotamarii, 804 nucleotides. RefSeq lists its product as uncharacterized. NCBI's taxonomy places the organism in Eukaryota, Fungi, Ascomycota, Eurotiomycetes, Eurotiales, Aspergillaceae. Bases 1 to 804 code for a protein of 267 amino acids. The record is from RefSeq and is a predicted model, not a curated record. The transcript has a single exon.